AUGGUCGUCAUGCUUCCUGAACUUCGAAUUUGGAGUGAGACUGGGAGGCGUGAGUGGUGGCUGUCGGCGGGAGAGGUCUGCCGUCUGAGGGAGGGAGGCGACGACCGGCGAGUGGAGUGGCACUGGUCGGUCUCACUGGUAGACUGGGAAUCUGGGAGAGAGAGAUGGAGGGUGGGGGUCUCAGGGAGGGAGUCAGGGAGAGGUCUUGGGGCAUCGGGGAAACGGCGAAACGCCGUCGGGAAGAGGCCGUCGAGCGUCGCCGCUGCUGGGCGCUUGCUGGCGGCUGCUGCUUUCUUCGUGUGGAGUGGAGGAGGCUGGCAGUGGUGGAGGGACUAA
Molecule: messenger RNA, 336 nt
Organism: Linum trigynum
Lineage: Eukaryota; Viridiplantae; Streptophyta; Magnoliopsida; Malpighiales; Linaceae
Source: the annotation of a GenBank genome assembly